Felis catus (domestic cat) is the source of this 1353-nucleotide messenger RNA. RefSeq names its product mediator complex subunit 8 (gene MED8). Gene Ontology annotation, biological process: regulation of transcription by RNA polymerase II. NCBI's taxonomy places the organism in Eukaryota, Metazoa, Chordata, Mammalia, Carnivora, Felidae. The record is from RefSeq and is a predicted model, not a curated record. The coding region runs from base 548 to 1087 and encodes 179 amino acids. Gene Ontology annotation, cellular component: mediator complex; core mediator complex. Gene Ontology annotation, molecular function: RNA polymerase II cis-regulatory region sequence-specific DNA binding; transcription coregulator activity. The transcript has 8 exons.
CUGCCGGGUCGUGUGGAAAGAGGCCCCGCUGACUUGCUGGGGUGCGCGAAAGGGUCAGGCUGUAAACUGGCAAAGUUGAAAUGCGAUCCAAGGAAGAUGGCUCAGGAAGGAGGCGUGUUGGCUCAGGCCCCGGCCUAGGUCGUUGGAUGGACUCUGUUGGAUGCAGACGUAACAGGGGAUCUGGAAUUGGAGAGCAGCCCAAGAGAGGGAGGAGAAGCAGCUUGAGGCAUCAUUAGAUGCACUGCUGAGUCAAGUGGCUGAUCUGAAGAACUCACUGGGGAGUUUCAUUUACAAGUUGGAGAACGAGUAUGACCGGCUGACCUGAAACUGAAAGUAUGUCCCUCUUUCCUAACCCCACAAUCCCCGGGAGCCAGUCUGGUACCUGCACAGUCCAGCUGUAGUGCAGCCCUCUGUUCUGGACAGCUUUGCCUUGCUCUCUGGACAGUUGAAUACUUUGAACAAGGUCUUGAAGCACGAAAAGACACCACUGUUCCGUAACCAGGUUAUCAUCCCUCUGGUGUUGUCCCCAGACCGAGAUGAGGAUCUCAUGCGGCAGACUGAAGGACGAGUGCCCGUUUUCAGCCAUGAGGUGGUCCCUGACCAUCUGAGAACCAAGCCUGAUCCUGAGGUUGAAGAGCAAGAGAAGCAACUAACAACAGAUGCUGCCCGCAUUGGUGCUGAUGUGGCUCAGAAGCAGAUCCAGAGCUUGAAUAAAAUGUGCUCAAACCUCCUGGAGAAAAUCAGCAAAGAGGAGCGGGAAUCAGAGAGUGGAGGUCUUCGGCCGAACAAGCAGACCUUUAACCCUGCAGACACCAAUGCCUUAGUAGCAGCUGUGGCCUUUGGGAAGGGGCUGUCUAACUGGAGACCUUCAGGCAGCAGUGGUCCUGGCCAGCCAGGCCAGCCGGGAGCCGGCACAAUCCUUGCAGGAGCCUCAGGAUUACAGCAAGUGCAGAUGGCAGGAGCUCCAAGCCAGCAACAGCCAAUGCUCAGUGGGGUGCAGAUGGCCCAAGCAGGUCAAACAGGAAAAAUGCCAAGUGGAAUAAAAACCAACAUCAAGUCAGCUUCAAUGCAUCCCUACCAGCGGUGAGUGUGGCUGGCAAUCCCCACUCCCAGGUGCUCUUUGCAGAGGUGGGCAGUGAAAUCGCCUUUUGCCCAAAGCUGAACUAGAUGUGUACAAUAAAAAGAACGUGAGCUUUCAGCACCAGACAAAUCCCAGCUUCACCACUGACUGACUGUGUGACCUUGGGCAAGUGACCUAAUUUUUCUGAACCCGUUUUCUUGUUUAUAAAUGGUGAUACCUACCUCAUAGGGUUGUUGUGAGGAUUAAAAUGAGAAAAUGAAUGUAAAACAGUA